This is a messenger RNA of Dibothriocephalus latus, 336 nucleotides long. The record is from the annotation of a GenBank genome assembly. NCBI's taxonomy places the organism in Eukaryota, Metazoa, Platyhelminthes, Cestoda, Diphyllobothriidea, Diphyllobothriidae.
AUGUCCGUUCCCUCAGUUGCGAGUUUUUCUCUCGUUUUCGCACCAAUCAAGACUACCUUGGGCGGCAGCGCAGCAACUAAGCGUCUGGAGCGACUGAAACGCCUAGCCGAAGUAGAAUCCACACGCUCGCUGGAUGAGGAGGAGGACAAUGAAGAAGUCUCAGAACCGCCAGUUAAUCAGGGCUUCCGCAAGGCCUCUGCUAUGUUCCUUCGCGGCGCUUUCCCGCGCUAUCAAAAGCACGUGCAGAUGCGCCGGGCGACACAGGCGCAUGUGGCCGCGGAACGGCGACUGAGUCGUGCCGACGACGAUGUUCAACACUCCAAGCGUUCAAGUGGA